CUUGCACUGACAUCUGCCAGUGCAGCACUGUCCGCAGUCGAAUUUGUUGAGUGUCCAGAGGGAACAUACUUCACCAACCACCUGUGUUUGGAGUGCCCCUUGGGUCAUUUUUGUCCUGGAAAUGAAUCUGCGGCUCAGAGAUGCGCCUUGGGAACAUUCAAUCCCUAUGCAGGGAAAAGCAGGAUCAAUGACUGCAAGCCUUGUUUUCCAGGUCUGAUCUCAUCUGAGGACCGAGUGGACUGCAGGCUCUGCCCAGCAGGUUUCUCCUGCUUUCCAGCCAAUGGAAGCAUCUCAAUGUGUCCUCCUGGGGAACAUUCCCCUGAAGGGAUUCUCCAGUGUCUAACAUGUCCUAUGGACUCUGUCUGCACCUUUGGAUAUGCGCACAAGUGUGGGCCUGGAAAAGAGCCUAACUUUCAUCACACUGAGUGUAAUGACUGUCCCCCAGGUUUCUACUGCAGUGUGUGCACUAUCCACUGCCUUCAGUGUCCUCCAGGAAGUUACUGUCCAGACAGUGGGAUGUCCCAGCCGCUCACUUGUCCACCUGGCUCAACUUCCACACUGGGCCAGACUUCAUGCCAUAGGUGUAAUGACACCUCAUCAAUGUGUGGGGGAGCCAUGCCCCCCAACUGGAGGCAGUCGGACCACAGGUCAAGUCAAUCAGUCACGUGUGGACCAGGCACAUACAAACGCUUAGAAGAGGAUUCUGUCUGUCUUGUGUGUCCAGCAGGUCAUUUCUGUGAAGGAGGUAUAGCUAUACCUUGUCCUGCAGGGAGCUAUAGUCCCAAAGAGGGUCUUCAGAAGCUGACAGACUGCACAAUCUGUCCUGCAGGGUUUUAUUGUCUGGAACGGACCUCUGCUCGACCCUCCCCUCAGUUCUUGUGCCCACCGGGUUUCUACUGUGAGGAGGGCACCGCCAGCCCUCACGGGUCACCUUGCCCUGCUGGAACAGCAGGAGAACAAGUGGGUCAGACAAGCAGGGCAGCUUGCAAAAGAUGCAGCGAAGGACGAUUCUGUCCUGCAGGCUCUUUAGCACCUGGCUUGCCAUGCGCUCGAGGAAGGUUCUGUCCUGCUGGCACAUUGGAGGAGCUCACGUGUACCCGAGGCACCUUCACCCCUCAUCAAGGAGCAAUAAGUUUGAAGGACUGUCUGAAAUGCCCGGCCGGUUUCUAUUGCCCCGAGGGGACAAGUGACCCUGUGCCGUGUCUGCCGGGCUCCUUUAACCCCUUAGAGGGUCAGACUGAGUUGGCUAACUGCAGAGAGUGUCACGUGGGGAAGGCCUGCACUCAAGUUGCUCUGACAGCUCCAGAUGUGGACUGCGUGCAAGGGUUUGUGUGUCCUCCUGGUUCAUCUAAACCCAAUGCCCCAACUAAUGCAUGUCCACCAGGGACACUGAGCAACCGCACAGAUCUCACGGAUCGUUCACAGUGUCAGCAGUGUCCGGCCCGAUAUGCUUGUCUUCGAGGAACAGGUGGUAUCCACAGACCACCUCUCUCCUGCUCUGUAGGCCAUUAUUGUCCACCUGGGACCAAGUUCCCCACCCAGUACAAAUGUCCCGUGGGCACUUGGAGUGGUCAGAGUGGAUUGGAAGCUGAAAGUGAGUGCCAGCCGUGCCCACAGGGUUGGUACUGUUUGGUUGGCUCAGGAGCGCCCUCGGGCCGAUGCAGCUCUGGACACUUCUGUCCUGAAGGGACCGCAUAUGGCGCCCAGUUUCCUUGCCCUGCAGGUACAUACAGCAUCCACAUGGGCAACAGGCAGAGUGAAGACUGCCUGCCUUGCCCUGAAGGCUCAUUCUGUCUAGAAGGCAGCUCCAAACCUGCCCCCUGCCCCCCCUCAACAUUUCGCCGUCUAAAAGGAGGUCUGACACUGGAGGACUGCUCUACUUGCCCCGCUGGUUAUUUUUGUUCCCACUCAGCAACUAUUAACCCCAGAGUGUGCAGAGCCGGGAGCUACUCUGACAAAGGUGCUGCUGACUGUUCUCCAUGCUUGCCUGGCCACUUCUGCAGUAACGAGACCACAAGUGAGGAAGCCAUGCUCAGUGUCAUGGUGUGCCCCCCGGGCUUUCUCUGCACUCAGGGCCUGGCUCGAGACCCUCGCCGCUCGGCCACCCUCUGUCCUCGUGGCUUCUACUGCCCCGGAGGAGGGAUUGAUCCCAACCCCAUCCCAUGCCCUAAUGGUACCUACAGUGAACGUCCUGGUCUAAGUGAGGUCAGUGAGUGUGUCCCGUGUCCAGAGGCGAAGUACUGUUACUCUCAGCAGCCUGAAGAGCACCCCAUCACCGCACCUACUGGGCUUUGUCCUGAUGGGCAUUACUGCCCCACUGGGACUGGGUACCUGUAUUCCAACCCCUGCCAAGCUGGACAAUACAGGAGCACUGCAUCUGGUCACAAUGGAGUGGUGUGUGUCUCUUGCCCAUCCAGGCACUACUGUGACAGAUCAGGAGUCCACACACCCUCUGUCUGCCCUCAGGGUUUUUACUGUCCUGAGGGAUCGUCCUUUGCCCAACCUUGUCCUGAAGGAAGCUUUGGCUCACGCGCCGCUCUCAGCGAAGAGUCUGACUGUACUCCUUGUGGCGCAGGUUGGCACUGCAGUGGUGUGGGCCUGGCAGAGCCCUCUGGCAUCUGCAAAGGCGGAUUCUACUGCAGAGAGGGAGCCAAGUCCGCAACUCCAGUAGAUGGCCGGACAGGUGGUUUGUGUCCUCCAGGAAGUUACUGCCCACCAGGUUCCUUCACUCCCAUUCCAUGCCCCGCUGGCACAUUCAGCAGCAGCUCUGGUCUCGGCAGGCCUCAGGAUUGUGUCAGCUGUCCACCGGGGUUGUAUUGUUUAGGUUCCAACAACACCCACCCUUCAGCCCCAUGCACUCCGGGAUAUUACUGCACUGGUGGUUCGGAUACUCCUAUUCAGCAUGAAACGGCGCAGGGUCACUAUACAUUGGAAGGAGCAGUCAAACCAGAGCCAUGUACUCUUGGAACUUUCCAGCCACGUCGAGGUGCACAAUCAUGUUUGCAGUGUCAAGGAGGUCGACUCUGCAACCAGACAGGCUUGUCCAAGCCACCACUGUGCCCAAAAGGAUACUACUGUCCUCCAGCAUCUUCUGUUGCCCACCCGUGUCCUCCAGGGUGGUACUCCGAUGAGCCCGGUGGUGAAGAAGUGCAGCACUGUCAGCCAUGUGAGGCAGGACGGUUUUGCAGUAAAGCUGGCCUCUCUGAACCAGAGGGCCUCUGUGAUCCUGGGCAUUACUGCACCUCGGCAGCCUCUACAGCCUCUCCAGUUUCUGUGGACUCUGGGGGUGUGUGUCCCGCAGGCUAUGUGUGCCCCAUGGGGACCAAACACCCUCAGCAACACCCCUGUCCUGUUGGAACCUGGAGUAAUACUGUGGGCGCCCAAAACCUGUCCUUCUGCCUCCUCUGCCCACCUGGACUGUACUGUAACACGACUGGAAUCACCCAACCUUCAGGGACAUGUGACAAAGGGUUUUACUGUUCAGGGGGCGGAGUGUCUCCAAAGCCACUUGAUGGUUUGACUGGGGACAUUUGUCCCGUUGGACACUACUGCCUCAUUGGUUCAGCCUCCCCUACACCAUGCCCUGAUGGGACCUACACUAACAUAACAGGUGCAGAAACAUGCAUUGAUUGCCCCCCUGGGAGCUACUGUCUUUCAGGGGAGAGCAUCCAGCCUUGCCCGUUAGGUCACUAUUGUCUUGCACCGGGUGUCGAGGGCAUCCUACCUUGCCUUCCUGGCACAUACAACCCUCACUUGGGCUUCAGCCAGGUGGACCAGUGCCUCAUUUGUCCACCAGGAUUCUAUUGUGAUGACUGGGGUCUGUCUGAACCCACUGGGCCUUGCCAGGCUGGUUAUUACUGCAAAGCUGGUGUAAACUUCCCAAAUCCAGAUGGAAACUACAGCACUGGAGUCGGAGGAGCGUGUCCAAAGGGAAGGUACUGCCCCGAGGGGACCAGUCUCCCUCUCCCCUGCCCCCCAGGAACCUACUCAGACCGUCUUUACAUGACAGAUGUCACUGGCUGCAGUUCGUGUCCGGCAGGUCAUUUCUGUGCUACUGAAGGUCUGAGUCGACCGUCGGGAAAAUGUCAGACAGGGUUUUACUGUCCGGGUGGAGACUCAGCAGCCACAGGCUCAGAGGGACGUUUUUGCCCACCCGCUCAUUACUGCCUAGAAGGUAGUGCAGGCCCAGCAUCCUGCCCAGCUGGUUCCUACACAAACCUCACAGGCCAGUCGAUGUGUUUGGCCUGUCCUGGUGGCUACUACUGCCCAGAGAAGACGAGCAACUUCACCAAGUUUCCCUGCCCGCCAGGGUUCUAUUGUCCUGAUGUGGGCAGUGUGGUGCACACAUGCAGAUAA
Messenger RNA from Phycodurus eques (leafy seadragon), 4356 nucleotides. Its product is annotated as zonadhesin. The record is from RefSeq and is a predicted model, not a curated record. The transcript is spliced from 30 exons. Lineage: Eukaryota; Metazoa; Chordata; Actinopteri; Syngnathiformes; Syngnathidae. The coding region runs from base 295 to 4356 and encodes 1353 amino acids.